Messenger RNA from Humulus lupulus (European hop), 2584 nucleotides. Its product is annotated as protein SENSITIVITY TO RED LIGHT REDUCED 1. The coding region runs from base 271 to 1137 and encodes 288 amino acids. Gene Ontology annotation, cellular component: cytoplasm; mediator complex; nucleus. Gene Ontology annotation, molecular function: transcription factor binding; transcription coregulator activity. The record is from RefSeq and is a predicted model, not a curated record. Lineage: Eukaryota; Viridiplantae; Streptophyta; Magnoliopsida; Rosales; Cannabaceae. Gene Ontology annotation, biological process: microtubule-based process; positive regulation of transcription by RNA polymerase II. The transcript has 6 exons.
GUGUUUUACAAUCCCUAAAGCUACACAAUCGGGAGCCUCCUCACGGCUCACGCCUCACGCCUCACUCGCCCUCUCUUUCUCUGUGUCCCGCCGGCCCGCCACCGCGACAACCUGCAGAGGCAGAUUUACCGGCGGAGAAACCUAUUGUCCCUCCCAGGUUUGCUCACCGGGAACCUCUUAAGCUAAUUCCCGAAGAUUUUCUUUGUAGUGCAACCCACAAAAGAGAAGUUUUUUGAGAUAAAGGAGACAGGAGGGUUCUUCUUUUUGGCAAUGGCGGCUUCUGCCAAAACUCUCACAGCUAGGAAUGAUUCUUUGAAUGAAGAUUGGACAAUAGUUGUACCUCGACGAGGUCGCCGCAGAGGAAGAACUAAUCCCUUAAUUCAAACUCGAGAACCACUGCCACAGCAACAAGCGAUACCUUGGACUCCAACAGAUUUUGAAGUUGAUUCUCUUAGAGAAUCCAAAUUGAUACAGAAGAUGGAAUUGUGUAUGAAGAAACUUGAGACUUCUCAGUUUUUUCUUACUUUAUUGGAUCAAAUUCAAUCUCAAGAAAUUUUGCAUAACUUGCAAAAGGUUUUAGGUUUUGAUUCAAACAUGCAGAUGGUAAUAUAUGGUAUUGGCAGCAUCGAAUCCUAUGAAAACCCUCGAUUGCAACUGAGUCUUGCACUUCUGCUAAAAAGAAAGUUCAGCUGGAUUGGAGGCAUUGAGGUGUUUGACCCAGUUCUUUCUACCACAGAAUCUCAGGUUUUGGAAGUUCUGGGUUGCUUAGUCUUAUCUAUUGAUGAGCAGGGUCGGCGAAAGGCACUAAAGCCAACUAUAUUUUUCAUGCCGCAUUGUGAAGCAGAGUUGUAUGACAAUCUUUUAGAGGAGAAUUGGAGAGUUGGGCUUUUGAAAAACAUAGUAUUGCUUGGGAAUAGCUUUGAGAACUAUGAACAAUAUGCAUCCCAAUUUAAGAACUCAGUUGUUGCAUUAGCUAGGCAUAUCUUUUCAAUUAGUAAAUUCACGGAUGAGUUCAAAAUUAAGACAGUUUCAGAUGAUUAUUAUGGCGCUUUCCAUGAUUCAAGCUGGCAUUUUUUCAGCCCAGUUGUUGAUCCAGGGUCGCAAUCUAGUAAUUUUGAUUGCAUUCCAGAAAUUUGAAUAAAUUGCAUUGUAUUUUUUUUUAUUACAUAGCUUCUCUUUUGAUUUUGUUGUUAAUUUGUUUUAGCUCCUCUUGUCUCCUAAUAUUUUGUGCAUCUUGCACUUGAAUUCUAUAUAAACACAUUUGUCUUUAUUGUAUUAUAAUUGUUUUCUUUUAGCUUCUCUAGUCUCUUAAAAUUUUACACCUGACACUUGAAGACCAUAUAAACAAAUUAAUCUUUCUUGUUUUUCAUUCUUUUCUUCCAACACAACACUAAAACUGUUUAACUAUCUCUUGUCUUCAAUUAUACACAAUAAAUUUGAGAGAGACAAUUUUUCAUGGAUCUGGCUUCAUAAUUUUUUCUAAAAUAUGUCAUUUGCAAAAUUUUUGAUAUUCUUUUUCUCCAUAUAUUUUAGACCUUGUCUCAUUUAAUUCUAGGGCUAGAUAGAAUGAUGUUUCUUUUGUCAUAUUACUUCGUGCUUUUGGAGUGCAUUCAGUCUUGUGAAGUAAGAUGAUCAAGGAUAUGAAAGGAGAUACAAGGAAUUGGACAUAUUGUAAACAAACUAGUGAUUUGAAUAUUCACACCAAAGCUUCAAGUAUCAGGCAUCAGGUCAAAACAAAAAUGGCAAAGGUGAAGUUGGGACAUUAUCUAACAUUUCAAAGAGCAAAUGGAUCUUGAAGCCAAAAGCUUUGGACGUGGGCUGCGGGAACUUGGUGGUGCUGUUGAUCUCAUAAAUCAGUACAAACUUAGGCCUCAUUACGAAUUUUUUUGCAGAAUGCCCAUUCCUCCAUCAAUAUCUGGGACCCAGUAUUUACAUAAUGUGGUUGGAAACCUUGAAAUCUGUAAAGGGGAAGGGAUGGAAUUUGAUCAGCUCUUUGAAAAUGGCGCAUUUUUGCGAAAAAGAGAUGCAUGUAUUCAUCCUUUUAAUCUGAACGUCCUAGCUGACGCCUUUCAUAUGAGGGAUGGCACUUCUGUUAACCUUUCUCUUGCAGAGAAAGGGAUUCCUACUACUGUGGCAAAGCUUAAGAGUGAGUUGAAUGAAAAGGAAAAGAAACGCAAAAGGCUCAAUAGCAAGAUUAAAGCAACUAAGGAUUGUAAUAAGCACAAAUCCCUGCACAAGAAUAAAACUUGUCAGAAGGAAAAAGAUUACGACUUUUCUUGUGGCUCUAAUCUUGAGGACUUAAGGAAACAAGGAGAGAAGAUGAUGCAGGUAAAUGAACAUGGAAGGCGGGAUGGAUCCUAGGUGUCUUGGCAUGUAUUUUGGGAGAGGACUAAAGGAAUGGACCGAUAAAAUCGAUCGAGGAUGACGUUGACAUUUGAGUAUUUUAUUUAUGUAUUUAUGAUUUUCGCAUUUAGUAUUUGAACAUUUAAUUAAAUGUUUUGUUUUUUUUUAUUAUGAUUUUAUGUAAUAACAAUGAGAUCCCGUAUUUUAGGUUUUCUAUAAUAAAGUUCUAUUAUUUUAUGUA